AUGGCUGCACCAAUUUCAACCGUCGCAGAGAGCAAGGAGCUCCGAGGUCUGAACCUCAUCGCCGCCCAUUCGCACAUUCGAGGCCUGGGGGUUGAUGUGGACUCGCUGCAGCCUCGCUCGUCUUCUCAGGGUCUAGUAGGUCAAGAGAAGGCGCGCAAGGCUGCCGCGGUAAUUCUUCAGAUGGUGAAGGAAGGCAAGAUUGCUGGUCGCGCUGUGCUGAUUGCGGGCCCACCCAGCACGGGCAAAACUGCAAUCGCAAUGGGUAUGGCCCAGUCACUUGGGUCUGAUGUUCCAUUCACUAUGCUGGCGUCUUCCGAGAUCUUCUCCAUGGAGAUGUCGAAGACGGAGGCCCUCACCCAAGCAUUCCGCAAGUCCAUCGGUGUGCGGAUCAAGGAGGAGAGUGAAAUCAUUGAGGGCGAAGUUGUGGAGAUCCAAAUUGACCGAAGUGUCACAGGUGGCAACAAACAAGGAAAGCUCACGAUCAAGACCACGGAUAUGGAAACAAUUUACGACAUGGGCACCAAGAUGAUCGACUCGAUGACCAAGGAGCGGGUCAUGGCAGGAGAUGUGAUAUCGAUUGACAAGUCCUCAGGCAAGAUCACCAAGCUGGGUCGGUCAUAUGCUCGGUCGCGCGACUACGAUGCAAUGGGCGCCGAUACCAAGUUUGUGCAAUGUCCCGAGGGGGAGCUCCAGGUUCGCAAGGAGAUCGUCCACACCGUUAGUUUGCACGAGAUUGAUGUCAUCAACUCGCGCUCGCAAGGCUUCCUGGCCCUGUUCUCCGGCGAUACGGGCGAGAUCCGGAGUGAGGUUCGAGACCAAAUCAACACCAAGGUGGCCGAGUGGAAGGAAGAAGGCAAGGCAGAGAUUAUUCCCGGUGUCUUGUUCAUCGACGAGGUCCACAUGCUUGACAUCGAGUGUUUCUCUUACAUCAACCGUGCCCUUGAGGCUGAAUUGGCCCCUAUCGUCAUCAUGGCCAGCAAUCGCGGCCAGGCACGGAUCCGCGGUACCACAUACACGUCUCCUCAUGGCCUGCCCCUCGACUUCCUGGAUCGCGUGGUGAUCGUGAGCACACAGCUCUACUCGGCAGACGAUAUUCGUCAAAUCCUCGCCAUCCGCGCACAAGAGGAGGAAAUCGAUGUGUCGCCGGACGCUUUGGCUCUUUUGACAAAGAUCGGACAAGAGUCCAACCUCCGUUAUGCCAGCAACAUCAUCACCACCUCCCAUCUCUUGAGCCAGAAGCGCAAGGCCAAGGAGGUCAGUAUUGACGAUGUUCAGCGCAGUUUCCGCUUGUUCUAUGACCCAGCUCGCAGUGUCAAGUUUGUCAACCAAUACGAGCAACGCUUCAUCGGCGACCAGGGCGCCGUCUCGUUCUCCGCCGCUACCAACGGCGACGCCAUGGAGCUUUCCUAA
Messenger RNA from Penicillium alfredii, 1410 nucleotides. RefSeq names its product RuvB family ATP-dependent DNA helicase reptin (gene rvb2). Gene Ontology annotation, cellular component: R2TP complex; NuA4 histone acetyltransferase complex; Ino80 complex. The transcript has 3 exons. Gene Ontology annotation, biological process: chromatin remodeling; box C/D snoRNP assembly; regulation of transcription by RNA polymerase II. The coding region runs from base 1 to 1410 and encodes 469 amino acids. Lineage: Eukaryota; Fungi; Ascomycota; Eurotiomycetes; Eurotiales; Aspergillaceae. The record is from RefSeq and is a predicted model, not a curated record. Gene Ontology annotation, molecular function: ATP hydrolysis activity; ATP binding; DNA helicase activity.